UGGCACGGCCGCGCCGCUGCUGCGCUGGUGCCCAUAGGAAAGCGAGGCUGCAAGUUCGCCUCUGCCGCCUCGAGAGACUGCAGAUAAGAUUUUGAUCCAUGCAGUAUUAAAAGCUCUGUCCACAACUGGCAAAGCAAUGGCAUUGAUAAACUAAUAAUAAAUAAUAAAUGAAGACUACAAAAAAGUGCAAACUGUCAGACUGGAUGAAAGCCCAAAUGAAUAAUUCAUUUUUGGUUGCAUUAGACUGUAGCAGAGAUGCAACUGAAGAGGAAGAUGAUUAUUUAGUUUAUGAUGGAGAUAUAGGAAUAAGCUGUAAAUACAACAAUAAUUCAGAUAAUUUGAAUGCCUGUAGUUGUACAAAAGAUAUUUCUGGUAUUUUAAACUUAGCCUGUUCUGAAAAGAACAAAAACAUAAAAGCAGCAGCCAAUUAUGAAACUCCUCUACAGCCUGAAGAAUUCUCCAGUCAUCACAGAGGCACCAGAGGAACAACUGGAGUUCCAACUGAAAUGCCUGGAAAUGAAGCUCCCUUUCAGAAGGAAUUACCUGUUGGUAGUUCCAGUAAACCAGAUAUCAAAGAACACCUAAGUACCUCCAAGAUGUCCAAGGUCCUCCUGCGUCAUUUUCCUAGGGAAGAAUUACUAAGCACAUGCCACUUAAUUGAAUGUGAGACAAUACCAGAGGUGUCCUUUACUGAAAGUAUCGAUGACACUGGGAGCAAACCUGAGCCUUCAGAACACAGCAAAGGCUCUUUUGUGUAUGAACAAUGGGCAACGAGCUCUGAGGAGUAUCCCUUAGAAAAGCAUGAAGAAGUAAAGGCUUGUGACAAAAAUGGAAACUUGUUAAAUGGAAAUAAACCUGUUUCAAAGAAACCUGGUUUUUCUUCUGGUCAGUGUGGGUGCAGACAAGAAUAUUCACAAUUGAUUAAUGAGACUGGAGAUACACACGCCUUUCAAAACAUGAAAGAUGAGAGAGCCCUGUUUAAGAGAACCGUUUCACCUUGUGAGCUCAAAUACGACCAAGGGCAAGCUCACUAUUGCCUUCCUGACUUCUCUGAAGUUGCUUCAGAAGUACCAAAAACACCUUACAAUAUUACCUCAUCAACUGAGAGAGCAAAACCCGUUCCUAUUUUGCAAAGUAAAUCAGUAACUGUGAACAACAUUUUGGAAAAUAAGAAUUACUUCAAUUCUGCUGAAGUAGAGAAUCAAGAAGAAGGGAGCAUUUCAGAACUGCUGCAACAGCUACAGAUGCUGACACAGCAUGCUGACAUCCAGAAUCAUAUUGACCAUCUGAGAUUUAAUCCUAAGAUACUUCCUCAGUCAGACUUUGCAAAUGGCAACACUGCCAUUUCCUCAGGACACACUGGGACACCACCUGACAUCAUCACAUUACGUGCUCCUGUCCCUCUACAGCCUACACAUGGUUUGCUUAAAGCAAGACUGCAGCCUGGAACAGCAGCAUCAGCACUACCAGCAGCUGGGACAGUAAAAGCACAGUGUCUAAAUCCUUCUGAUUCACCACCAGAACUAACACUAGGAGAAAAGAUGUCUCAAAUACUAAAGGAUCAGACAGAGAAACUGACUAAGAAAGUGGAAGACUUCUCUAAGCAUAUGAGCCAUGAAACACUCUUUCUACAAGACAAAUAUCUGGUUUUAAAUCAACUGAAAAGAUACCUUGAUGCCUUGGAAAGAAAUUAUUUAAAAGCUAGAGAAGAGCACCACAACUUACAGCUGCAGAACUACAAGAACAAGCCUAUCAACCUUGGAGAGUUUGAUCCUGAGAGAAGGGUGGAAGGAGGAAUAUUCAGACUUGGCAUGCUGCUUGAAGACAUUCAGGAACAAAUUGAUGGCAGCAAAGGCAGCCUGUCAUCGUUACUGACUUCCUAUGAAUCUGCUCAGUCUUUCUGUGAGAGCUUGGCAGUUUCAAGCACUGCUGAUCUUCCACAAACAAGAGGUACUGAAACUCCAUUUUUUCACAAGAAGCAUAACAGAGAAAGAAGCCAGACAACUGAUGUAAUCCCACCAGCAAAUCAACUUUCUUUAGACAGCAAAAAGUGCAAUCUUUGUCUCCACAUAAAUACAAACAUCCAGGAAGGAAAAACUGGAACAUUGCCGCUCUUCGUGCAGAGGAGACCAACUGAUUUAUCAGAUACCAACCUGAGCAGUGAUACAGAAGACUUCUCAGCCUGUGAUUCUUAUAAUUCACAAAGCAAGGACCUUCUCAACUGUGACAGUCUAAGUUACAAAUCAUUAAAUAUGAGAUUAUGUGGAGAGAGACAAGGACUUAGAUGCAGAUGCCCCAGAGGAAGCAGAGAUCAAGUAAAACUCAGGAAUUACAAAGAGUCUGUUCAGUCUUGUACCCUAUGUAGAAAAAGAAACUGUGGUUCAUCCUCUUAUUCACAGAAGAGAAUCUCCACUCAAAAGGCUCAAAAACCCAAACAGCCAGGUGAAGUUGUAACCAGACUUAGUGAAAGGAAACCCUUUGUGGCUGCCAAAACCUGCUGUUCAAGCACAUAUGGUAAAAUUAUCCUUUCACAUCAAUACAUACCCAGUAAGAAAUCUGCCCAAAGAAAAUCUGCAAUUAACAUCAGAGACACAAAUGCCAACAAUCCCUAUGCAAAUGUUUUAAGUUCUACUCUGGAUCAUGCCAUAGAGACAGCAAACAGUUUGAAGAAAGCUACAGAGCGAAUGGUACAAGCAGUUUCAGAAGAUCUAGCUGAAGUUAAAAGAAAACAGUUUUAAUUAUCUAGUUCAAAUGCUGUAUUGUUCUGCUGGUUGAUACUGAAGUGUUAGUAUCUCUGCAAAAAUCAAAUGAUGAAGACACACAUGAAAAAGUCAGCUAGCUUACUUUGUCAGUUAUUCUGUACCUAUUGGUACUAAACCAAACCAGAGCACAUAGGUAUUCCACAUUUACGCUCAGUCUUAGAGCUGUAAAACAAUUUAAUAAUUCUACUGGAAGUCUUUAGUAGGUUGGCUAAUCCCCAUUACUGUGUACAGAUGCCUUCUCUAAGUAUUCACUUAAGACAGCUUAAUAAAAAUUGGCUUAAACAAGCAAAAUUAACUUUCUGACUUGGAUUUCCCCCCACUCCCAAGUGUGAGAAUAAAUCUCAGUCAUUACUACAUAUCAUUUCUUCUCACACUUCAACAGCAGCUGCUUCAUUACACCAAGAGAAAAUAACCUCUAUACCUGAGACAUCUAGAAGUAAACAUGUUAGCAUACCAAGUCAUAGUCAACAUUUGGAAUUAUUUUGGUUUUAGAGUGCCCUACAUUGAGAGUUGUUUGUUUUUAAGAAACAUCCUUGAAUGUUGCAAUGACUGAAUUACACCAUUUGUUGUUUAUGUAUUUGUAACAAUUAAAUUGGUUCCUUCAAUUUGAUUUCCUUAAUUUGUCAGAUAUAUCUGGCUUUGACAUUUUAGCUGAUGGUAAGUAGGCUGGAAAAUUUUAAAAUACUGUAUAAAUUCAGUGAGCCAAGAAAAGUCAUCUAUUAUUUUCCUUCUAACACCCAUUUAACUGCAGUGAUUAAAGGCAAGCAGUUAACAUCCUUGUUUUAUCAGGGAUGCUACUCGCUGAAGCCAAAGUACAUAAGGAGUGAUGAAAACCAAAUUAGAAAUGCCAGUGCAUUCCUUAAAAAGGACAGUCAUUUUCUGUGCAAUUUCAUCAGUGGAGGACACUGAAAUAAUCCAGACUGUCCACACAAGCAGUGAUUGCUAAACUCACUGCCAUGUGCCACUUACUCACUAGCCUGAGUCAAUGGCUUUUUUCAGGGCUUCUUCCAGCCCUUGUUCUUCACAGCCAACAGUAUCAUUCAACUUUUUUCCUCCUUAGCCUCUUACUGUAUAUCCUUAUAACUUCAUUUGCCUCUCCUUAUUAUCCCUGGUUUUGCUUUAUUUAGUUUAAUGUUUGGAAUGUCGCCAUUAUUUGCAAAUGAACUUAUUAAAUGAAGUAAUUGCUGCA
Vidua chalybeata is the source of this 3951-nucleotide messenger RNA. It is a transcript of the gene AKNAD1, whose product is annotated as AKNA domain containing 1. The record is from RefSeq and is a predicted model, not a curated record. The transcript has 15 exons. The coding region runs from base 168 to 2738 and encodes 856 amino acids. Lineage: Eukaryota; Metazoa; Chordata; Aves; Passeriformes; Viduidae.